AAACUUACGAACAUAUAGCGUUCACGGGCGGCGCACGACGCACGCUCGCGCGGUUCAUUAAAAAUUAAAUAUUUCUUUCGUUUUUGAAUUGCGAAUUUAAAAGGACGUGUAUUUUAAUAUAUAGUUUUAUUAAAUAAAAAUGGAGAAAUAUCAAUUAUUGAUCUUCUUAUUCAUCGCUGUGGUUGCGCCGACAUCUUCAAAUUCAAAUGUUUUUGGGGGGCACUGUUCAAAACAGGACGACGAUGUUGACGCAUGCUUAUUAAAAAGUUUCAACAAUCUCAUCGAACAUCUCAAGAGUGGAGCGCCCGAACUAGACAUUCAACAGUCGGACUCAAUAGUCAUCGAUGAACUGUCGAUCGCUCUCGGCGGCGGCCCCGACGGCUACAAAGCAACGUUCAAAGACAUCAACGCCAGCGGUGUCGACGACGUCACUAUCACAAAUGUCAGGUCAGAUCUGGACACGUACCAGUUCCAGUUGACGCUCUCCAUACCACACAUCAGCACAACAGCUCGAUACCGUUCCUCAGGCAUUCUGUUACUCGUACGAGCUUCUGGCGGUGGAGAUUACUGGGGCGAAUAUGAAAACGUGAAAGCAAAAGUAUACUUCCGCGGUGAGCCGUACGAGCGUAAGGGCAAGACUUACCUUAAGUUGAAACAGCUCAAGCUGGACUUCUCCGUCAAGGACAUCAAGAUGGGUGUAGAAAACUUACAAAACAGUAACUCUGUGCUACAAGCAGCACUGAACCUGUUCAUUAAUACAAACGCUCAGGAGUUGCUGAAGGAAAUGAAGCCGCAAUUGAAGCGAGACCUCGCCGAAAAGAUGUCAGGAUUCUUAAACAGAAUCCUAGAGAAAAUACCUUACGACGACUGGAUUGUAGACUAAAUACACUACUAAAUAUUCAAUUUAUAUACUAUUAAAAAUUUCUGAUUACGAAGCAAAUUUUUGAGUUACAAUUGUACAAACUUUACAAAUAUUACAUUUUUAUUUUACGUAAUAUACGAUUUUUAAUAAAAUCUUAUAAAAUAGAUUAAAGUUACGAUUUGUGGUAUUAGGUAUUAAAAGUUUAUAUAAGUGAACGCAAUUUACAAUUUUUCACAGCGUGUUAGCAAUUUACAUUUGCAUUGUGAGAAAUUAACAUAAUUAAUUCCAAUUUUUCCUUUUCAAAAUGUAAUUGGUUUCUUUUGUUUUCAUAAACGGAGUAAAAUUUUGGAUUAACGUAAUUAAAUUA
Messenger RNA from Nymphalis io (European peacock), 1229 nucleotides. Its product is annotated as protein takeout. The coding region runs from base 140 to 883 and encodes 247 amino acids. The transcript has 6 exons. Lineage: Eukaryota; Metazoa; Arthropoda; Insecta; Lepidoptera; Nymphalidae. The record is from RefSeq and is a predicted model, not a curated record.